GUGCUGAUGCGAUUGGAAAAUAUUUUACGUCUCAGGGAAAUUCACAUUUUUUACUCUUGACCGAGGCUUUGUGGCUCUACUUUGGAAUUCAAGGACUCGGGAAAAUAAAACGCGUCGUAAACAAUGUGAAGUGUUCAUUAUUGCGGAGCAUUCGUUCGUGAAUUGCCGUCGCAACUGUUGUGAUUCAAGACAUAACAGAAUAUUUAACGUUAAAAAAUGAGAAAGGCACAUUUCUAUUUUGGCCGUGGGUACGUCAAUGUCCGCAGCACGUUUGCGUGUCCUGUCAAGCUAAUGUCGUGAGGAAGAGAAUUGUCAAUGAAUGAGAUUCAUAGUGAUUAUUACGAGACUUAUGGACCUUGAGUAUUCAUUAAAACGUAGUUUACAAGGCUGGAAUGAGACGUACGUCUAUCCGGAAUAGUUUUUCAUUGAGUGAAACUGUCAGACGCGAAGUUGUCUUGGGUUUCACACAUCUGUGUCUCCGGUGGUGCUAACGUGAUGUGAUUGGAGAUCAUUCGGAAGACAUUCGCUUAUUUUUAUACUGUUCGACACAUGGGGUGGUUCAGUAAGUGUUUGUGCGGCGUUAAAAACGCGAAAUCUCAUCCCAAAAAGGACAAGAAGAAGAAAUCGCGGACGCGUGAGGAGAUUUACGUGAUACAGGAGAAGAAUAACGAAGAGUUGGGGGGGAAAUGUCGUGCGGAUGAAGAGAAACAGAGGAUCGACCUUGGUGAGCGCCAGCGAUUAACUACACUCAAUGGUGCAGAGCGUGGAACGAACGAUUGGUCUAAUCGCGAAUUGUCUCAGACAAUCGAUCACAAAAUACAGAAUAACUCGAUCGACGAAGGAGAGUUCUAUGAUUCUCUUUCGGAUGCGAGUCCUGAGGACACACUUGAGAAAAACACUUUGAAAUGUAACAACAUCAGUGGUAAAUAUCAGAAUGGCUCGGUUGACUCGUCAACUUGCGGAGACUCAACGAUUCCGAACUCGAUGGCUAAUGGAGGAUGUCGAAUUUCGAGCGAUCCGUGGGAGUCGACGAGUAAAAAUCAGAGAGUGGGUCGGGUGGAGGAGAGUAAUGGCGCAUUCGUAACAUUGAAUAACAAUUUGUACAAUGAGAGGAUGACGAGGGAUUCGGGAAGGAUGUCGGAUCAUUUUGGGCUGAAGGAAGUUAAUGUCAAGACAGGUUCAGAAGGAAGUAAAUUUGGCUGCAGAGAAGCUAGCAUGAGGAUAUCCGGAAAUGAGCAAGACUUCCGGGCUGGAAUGAAUUCUUGCAGCUUUGUGAUACCAUUUCAGGGUAAUGAGGGGCCGGUGAAGGAUUGUAAUGGGAGGAAAAAGAAAAUUCAGUCGAUGAUACCGAAACCCGCGGCUAGGAGUGAGCUACAUCAGUCCGGGGAGGACACGGUGCAGGGAUUAGAUAAUGGCCGUGUCCAUUCGGCGAUUGUCUCUGGCGUCAACUGGGAGUCAAGAAGUGUCACAGUAGAAUGGUUCGAGAAAGGGGAGACCAAGGGGAAGGAGGUGGAGAUGGACGCGAUCCUGGCCCUGAACCCCGAGCUGACAUCAAAGACCAUGGGGCCCCCUCAAAACAACAACAUGCUGUCCAACACAAGAUCGAGGGACUCGUCCGGCGAGGAGGAUGAAGAUCCGGACGAUCUGGAUAACCAGGAGGACGGCUCGUUGGGGCGUCACGGUGGACAGACCACUAGAAACGGCCUGACAUCGGCAACAUUAUCUCAUUCUACGAGGCCGUCUAUUCCAGUUAAAGGUUCCAAUCGUCAGAUAGCCAGACAGACCGGAAGACCAACGAACAUAAUGCCACCUGUCACCUCAGUGAAUGGUCACGACUCCGUGUCAGGCUUGACGAGUCGUCGUGAAUUAGAGAACAUUCCCCCGACACCAACGGCGCCGACAUUCUCCAACGUCACCUCCUCGUCCAUCAACAAAGCCAAACAGAUCCAGCCUCCCCAAACACAGCAGCAAUUGCAGCAGAAGCAACAACAACAGCAGCAGCAGCAGGAGCAGUUGCAGAGCAAUCAGUCACAAGUGGAGAACGGCAGGGGAAGACGAUCUAAUGUUGUUAAGGAGGUUGAGAGACUGAAGAAAAAUCGAGAGGAGAGGAGGCAACGACAGGCUGAACUCAAGGAGGAGAAGGAGGCGUUGAUGAAUCUAGAUCCUGGCAAUCCUAAUUGGGAGUUUCUGGCUAUGAUCAGAGAAUACCAGAAUAGCAUAGACUUCAGGCCACUCCGUGAAACCGACGCCGUUGAGGACCACCAAAUAACCGUCUGUGUUCGUAAGAGGCCACUGAAUCGUAAAGAAGCAAAUCGCAAAGAAGUGGACGUCAUAAGUGUCCCAAGCAAGGAUCAAAUGGUGGUGCACGAGCCAAAGUCAAAAGUGGAUCUGACAAAAUACCUGGAGAACCAAUUGUUCAGAUUUGACUAUGCAUUCGAUGAGACCUGCACAAACGAAAUUGUCUACAAGUACACGGCGAAGCCCCUGGUGCAGACGAUCUUCGAGGGCGGCAUGGCGACGUGUUUUGCUUAUGGCCAGACAGGAAGUGGAAAAACCCACACGAUGGGAGGGGACUUUAACGGCAAAACCCAGGACUGCAAGAAGGGAAUCUACGCGAUGGUCGCCAAAGACGUCUUCAAGUAUCUCAAAUCCCCGAAGUACAGGGGACUCAACCUGGUAAUAUCAGCGAGCUUCUUCGAAAUUUAUUCCGGCAAAGUAUUCGAUCUUCUUGCUGAUAAAGAGAAGCUCAGAGUGCUGGAGGAUGGUAAGCAGCAGGUUCAGAUUGUGGGAUUGACUGAGAAGGUCGUGGAAACUUGUGAUGAAGUACUGAAACUCAUUCAGCAUGGGAACAGCGCUAGGACUAGUGGGCAAACUAGUGCCAACUCGAAUUCAUCGAGAUCACAUGCAGUUUUUCAGAUUGUUGUGAGGACACCGGGUACGCAUAAAAUUCAUGGGAAAUUUUCGCUCAUCGAUUUGGCUGGCAAUGAGAGGGGCGCUGAUACGUCAUCUGCCAACAGACAAACUCGAAUGGAGGGCGCAGAGAUCAACAAAUCUCUCCUCGCCCUGAAGGAAUGUAUCCGAGCAUUGGGACGUAAAGGCACCCACUUACCUUUCCGAGCUAGUAAGCUCACACAAGUACUGAGGGACAGUUUCAUCGGUGAAAAAUCAAGGACUUGCAUGAUUGCCAUGAUCAGUCCGGGAAUGAGCUCCUGCGAGCAUUCACUCAACACCUUGAGAUACGCUGAUCGUGUCAAGGAGCUCGCAGCCACAGAUCCAACUGAAAUGAAGGCCUCACCCACUGAUGAUGAUCGACUAUUCAAGAUUGACGAGCAGGCGAAUGACAGUGUGCUUUCUGAUAGCGAUCUCGCGCAGCUCAGGUCAUUAAAUGAGGGUGAACUCUCCCAAGAUCUCUACACGUUCCACGAGGCAGUAUCAGCCCUGCAACUGAUGGAGGAGGAAGUCCUAGAUACGCACAAACUCGUCAUGGACAAUACCACAAGAUUCCUGAACGACGCUCACGGAGUGUUCAGUGCAACCCACGAAGUCGAUUACGAUCAAGAAGAUUUGAGACGGAAAAGAACAAAGUUUGAGUCGCCCUACCUGACGAGGAGGUUCUCCUUGACUAGACGUCUUAUUGAGAGAAUACAGUUUUCAGACGCGUACGCGAAAAAAUGGGAAGAAUUGUUGCUGCAGCAGCGUGACACUCUCAACGCAGCGUUGGAUCAAGUCAGUCAAUUUCGUAGUCAACUGCUCCAAGAGGAGCAGAUCAGCCAGAAGAUGACACGCACCCGCAACUCCCGAUACAAUUAAACUCCGCUUGGUUGAAUUAACACAAACGAGAAAAAAAUGGGAAAUAGAUGAAGAGAAAAUUAAUCGAUUUUACCACUGUCAUGUGAAUUUUUCCUGCUUGCAUAUCGAGGGGGGAUUUUCCUAAAUCAUCAUUUUUAACGAACGUGAGAAAAUUUAUUGUGGUACAUAGAGAACGAGUUUAACUGAAUAAAUCAUCCAUUUCGAUCAUUACGAUCGAGAAUUAUCGAUCGGACAUGACCAAUUUAUUGGAUUCAAUCUCCAGUGCUCUAAAAAUUAUUUUCAUUUCUCAAUGAUUUUUUUCUCUUUAUGAUAAAUAUCCAUGACAACAAAAGUAUUGAGAAUCUUAAUGAACAUUCAGGUAAUUGCCAAUAUUUUCGAUCUUUGCCUGAUAACCCAGAAUUUUUCAAAAAUACUCUUUUAAUGAUAAGUCCCUGCGUUCGGUGAAUACGUUGAUUAGCUGAAUUCAUUAAUUUAGCGAUGUAAAAUGCUUAAAUCAUUUGUGAGAAUUUUACUAACCGGAUUUACAAGUGUCUCCGGUAUAUUUUCAAUGUUAAAUCGAGGAAAUUUAAAAAUGGCCUGACCAAGUGUAGCGAGCUCUUUCAUUCUGAUGGCAUCACGUCAAAUCAUCAAUUCUUUAUUCUGUAUUCAGAGGGAGAUUUUUAAAUGUCCAUUGAGCACUGGCUGUAAUUUAUUUGAAGAGUGAAAUUCAAAGGGGAGAGGAGAACAUUUGUAUUAAUGAAAGCUUGGAGAUGUACGAUUAUGUUUAGAUAAGACGCAGGACGUUUGAUGAGUAUGGAGAGCGUUGAUUAAAAUAUGUGAGAGGAAAUUCAAAAAAUUCAAGUUAUUAUCAUGCAACAGGUGGGAAAAUUGGAAGAACAUUGAAUGGUCGAAGUGUCAUUGAACAGUGAUAGAAUGCGUGGGAUCAAUGAUUGUGAGUUUGUUCGAUGCCCAGUGGUAUUUCUCAUGAAAAAUAGAUAGAAAUAAAAGAAAUGAAUAGUCGUGUCAGGAUAAUUCAUGAAAUUUUUAAUCCCUGAGGGACCCGACGUGGCGAUUAUUUAUUAUAAAUUCUUAAUUAUUAUUUUGCUUUUUCCAUUAACUCAUCACCCAUCAAUCGCAUUGUUUAUCAAACUUUUGUUUUUUUUUCUACGAUUAUCGAUUCGCCCUGGCGGAUCCCCCAGUGAAUAAAGCAUAAUAGCUUCUCAAGUCCUAUAACGUAAUAAUAAAAAUUUAAAAACCAAAUAACGACUGAAUCCAGAAUGAUAACAGUUUAGAUGGUAAGAUGAUUGAAUUUAAAUUUUACUGUGGAGUGAAUAUGAAUCGUCUCGAGUAUUUUUUUUAAAUAUUUUAUUCUGUUUAGUCAGUAAUACUUUUUAUUAAAUUCACGUAAAAUUGUCAUUUGAUUUCAUUUACUAUUUUUUUCGUAAUCCAAGCAUGUAACUGAGAAAAUAUGAAGCUUUCGAAGAAUGUCCACUCUUUUGGUAAUGUAUUUAUUCUUAGAUUCCUCAAUAUUCGCAUUCGAGGUGUGGACGAUUGAUAUUAGUGGCCUUUGAGAGAUGAUGAAAAAUGUUAAACGAGGAUUGGACAUCGAUUACUCGCUUUAAGUUGUGGCAUGCCCAGUGUACAGAGACCAUAUCACGAAAAUUCUAUUGGAGAUGAUGAAAAUCUACUUGAAUAAAUUGUCAUUACUAAAACAAAA
Diachasma alloeum is the source of this 5506-nucleotide messenger RNA. It is a transcript of the gene Klp10A, whose product is annotated as kinesin-like protein KIF2A. The record is from RefSeq and is a predicted model, not a curated record. Gene Ontology annotation, molecular function: microtubule binding; ATP binding; microtubule motor activity. Bases 550 to 3810 code for a protein of 1086 amino acids. The transcript has 11 exons. Gene Ontology annotation, biological process: microtubule-based movement. NCBI's taxonomy places the organism in Eukaryota, Metazoa, Arthropoda, Insecta, Hymenoptera, Braconidae.